UUCUAGCACAGCAAUCUUUCCUUCCUUCAAAGCUGUAAAGUUUCAUAGUUUGAGAAACAGUUCUUCACCCACUGCAACCAGGGCACCCAAGAUCUCUCCCUGUCUGGGACACACACUGGCAGGGUGCUGACAUCUUCCACUCCCUCCUUGGGCUCACUUCCCACAGGUGAUCAUAUCUGGAUCAUCCAGAAGCCCCUUUCACAAAUUCCCUUAUGCCAGGACAGUGCUACAGCCUCCCCAGCUUCCUCCUGUGGUUGUGGAGCAGAAGUUUAGCUAGUCCUGCCAGAAGGUACUGGCUGAGAUUUACAAAGCAGAACCCACUCUGGUGAUGAUUAUUAGCAGUGCUCCCGCCUUGGUGAGCUUGGGAGACUACUGUGCUCAGCAGUCAAAGCUGCACACAGCACAGGGAGAUUUAUAUCCCUGAGUAUUGAGUUGAAUGGACACAGUGGAUUUGGAAAGGAAGUGGUUCAACUAACAAUGAUGAGGAUAGGGAAGGAGGGGCUCUACUGCUCACACAUAAACUGGAGUAAGAUAUCAGGUAUCAACAAAGCGUUUCUGGAAAAACCCUUGUAGUGUUUUCCCAUCACAGUUCCCAGCAAGGCUGUGCUGGGUCUUUCCACUUUGCACUGGAAAGUGACCUGUGGUAGCCCAUGGGCUCUGCUGAAGAGAGGGAUUUUAGUGUGGCUCCAGACUUCCCAUGGCAUGAACUGGAAGAAAAGGUUCUGCUGGGUCUGUGCCCCCUGGGAUGGGGUUUGUGGAAUUGCCCAGAUGUGCCGGUGUCGACAGGUCAGGUGCCCCAGAACUGCUCCUUCAGUCAGAACUGAAUGAGAAGUGUGGGGUGGGCAUAAAAUAGAAGCCAAAUUUGCCAUGUGAGCAGCAAUACCAAGAUCAGGAGCUGAUUUCGGAAAAGGCAGGUGCCCUCAUUUGCUGAGAUACUGGGUAAGAGGCAUAAAAGACUGUUUUCCUUGUAGUUUGUUUUACUGAGCAGGCAUGUUUAGUUUUAGGAGCAAAGACUCCCACAUGCAGGGGUCUGGCUUUGCCCGAUGGGAUCUAAUAUGGAGUUAUUUCUUCUCAUUGUGAUGAUUGACUUUCUCAUCUCGUUCCUCCUUCCCUUGCUCAUCCUGUUCUCUCCGUUGUCCCUCUCUCCAUCUGCAGAUCCAGUUGAGACCCAUGCAAAGGCAUCCCACGAGCAUUAUGAGGACUCCUGCAGCCAGCUUUGAUGUUCAGUCCUUAAUGGCAAAAAUCCCAGCUCCCACCACUCUGGCCAUUUUCCUGGCUUGCCUCUUCUCUGGGGCACACAGUCAGACCCCAAGGGCUUUCCAGGAGAGCACCAUCCCCUUUGAGGUGCUUAGCCAGGAGCAGGUUUACAGCCUGGUCCAGCCAAGCCUGUUCCAGGAUAACAGGCAGUCGAACCACACAGAGAGCGUCUCUGGGAGCACCAGCUCUGAGCCACCCCUGCUGCCUGUGUGUGUGAAGCCCGCAGAUAUCAGACACAUCUUCAAAUACAUCAACACCAUAGUGUCCUGCACCAUCUUCAUAGUGGGGAUCAUCGGCAACACCACACUCCUGAGGAUCAUUUACAAGAACAAGUGCAUGAGGAAUGGGCCAAAUGUCCUCAUUGCUAGCUUGGCACUUGGAGACCUGCUCUACAUCCUCAUUGCUCUACCCAUCAAUGUGUAUAAGCUCUUGGCAAAGGACUGGCCCUUUGGCGUGCAGGUGUGCAAGCUGGUCCCCUUCAUCCAGAAGGCUUCGGUGGGCAUUACGGUCCUCAGCCUUUGUGCUCUCAGCAUCGACAGGUACCGAGCAGUGGCAUCCUGGAGUCGGAUCCAGGGGAUAGGAAUCCCCAUGUGGAAGGCAGUGGAGGUGAUGCUGAUCUGGGCAGUGGCCAUCGUGCUUGCAGUGCCUGAAGCUAUAGCCUUCGACAUGGUGGAGCUCAGCUACUGGGAACAACACCUGUGGGUGUGCAUGCUUGCCUCCGAACAGAAAUCCAGCUUCAUGAUGUUCUACCGUGAUGUGAAAGACUGGUGGCUUUUUGGCUUCUAUUUCUGCCUCCCCUUGGUAUGCACUGGCAUCUUCUACACCCUCAUGUCAUGCGAGAUGUUGAACAAGAGAAACGGCAUGAGAACUGCUUUGAAUGACCACAUGAAACGGCGCCGGGAGGUGGCCAAGACAGUGUUCUGCCUUGUAGUGAUCUUUGCACUCUGCUGGCUUCCGCUCCACCUCAGCCGCAUCCUCAAGAAGACCAUCUAUGACCAGAUGGACCCCAACAGAUGUGAACUGCUCAGUUUCCUCCUUGUGAUGGAUUACUUUGGGAUCAAUAUGGCCUCCCUCAACUCCUGCAUCAACCCUGUGGCUCUCUACUUUGUCAGCCGGAAAUUCAAGAACUGCUUCCAGUCCUGCCUGUGCUGCUGGUGCCAAAGAUCCACUCUGAGCAUUACACCGACAGAUGACAAGGGCUCUGUUGGGAAGUGGAAAGCCAACGGGCAGGAGCUUGGGGUGGACCGGAGCAGCUCCCGCUUGAGUAACAAGUACAGCUCUUCCUAAAGCCAUGCCUCUGGCAGGGCCAAGAGGAGAAGGCUCUGUGCCAGAAUGGCAGGACUCCUCCAUUACUCUCGCAUGGCUAUUUCCUGGCUGGGCCUGAACAAUUUUUGUCUUCAUGUGAUAACCCACCUGGAAGGAGCUGCAGCAUUUCACUAGACCCCUGGGACUAGCUCUGAACACAGGCUCUGUACCAUUCCGAUCCAUCCCCUGGUCUGAGCCACUUCUGGAGGAGAGGGAAGAGGAUGCAGAUCCUCACAUGAUUUUUCAUUUCCUUGCAGGAAAAGCAAAUGACUUAUGGC
Messenger RNA from Pezoporus flaviventris, 2840 nucleotides. RefSeq names its product endothelin receptor type B-like. Gene Ontology annotation, cellular component: membrane. The transcript is spliced from 7 exons. The record is from RefSeq and is a predicted model, not a curated record. Lineage: Eukaryota; Metazoa; Chordata; Aves; Psittaciformes; Psittacidae. Bases 1171 to 2544 code for a protein of 457 amino acids. Gene Ontology annotation, biological process: G protein-coupled receptor signaling pathway; regulation of blood pressure; vasoconstriction. Gene Ontology annotation, molecular function: endothelin receptor activity.